CUGGGGGUAGAGAUGACUCAGCACAAUGAGAAUGUUGUGCUGAGUUGCAAUUUCUUCAUAUCCACACUUUAAGGAAGGGCAAACUGCACUCAGGUCAGCCUGAAGUGGUAGUUUCUGGUGGAAUCUGAACUGAAGAAGAAGAAGAAGACGAACACUAGAGAAGGCAAUAGGGGAAGAGGGGAAGUGAGACUGCUCGGUUUAGCAAGCUGGUUACAGUCCUGGGUAUUUGUGUAUGUUGAGUUCAAAGGUUGACUCUACAUGAAGAGAAAGCAGAGGUUCUUAAAGAGGAGAAACAAGAAGCUCUUAAACAAUGGAGAGGAUCAGUUUGCCAGUGCUGCGUCAUGUGGCAAUUUGUGGUGGCACACACGGAAACGAGAUGACGGGGAUUCACCUGGUGCAGGAGUUGGAGAGACAGCAGAAAGAGAAAGGUGAUGCCCCAUGGCCUGUCUCUGUCACCUUGGUAUUGUCCAACCCACGAGCUGUGAAAGAGUGUAAGAGAUACAUAGACAUGGACCUUAACCGCUGCUUUACCAGUACUACCCUCAGCUCUCCCAUCACUGAUGAUACUCCGUAUGAGAUACAGAGAGCUCAGGAGUUAAACUCUCUGUUGGGCCCCAAAGGUUCAGGAGAUGCUGUAGAAAUGAUCUGUGACCUCCAUAACACCACAGCUAACAUGGGCAUCACCAUCAUCUCCUACUCACAUAACAACUGGAUCUGCCUUCAUAUCUUUAAACACCUGCAGGAAAAUAUCACCAAUGUGCCUGUGAAGUUGGUGUUACUUAAUAUUCCACUUUCUGCAGCGUAUUCCCUCGAGUCUGUCUCCAAGUACGGCUUCUCUUUAGAAGUCGGGCCACAGCCACAUGGCAUUGUCAGAGCAGACAUCUUCAACAUCAUGAAACAGGGUGUGGACGCCAUCCUGGAGUGGACUGAAACCUUUAACUCAGGGAAAUUAAUUGAAGGAGGAGAGAUAGAGGGCUAUGUAAUUCAGAAGAGUAUGGAUUACCCCAGAGACCCAAAGACUGGAAAACCCUCAGCUGCCAUUCAUCCACAGCUACAGGAUCAAGACUUCUGCCUUCUCCAGCACGGGGAUCCUGUGUUCCUGACGUUCUCUGGAGAGACGCUGAGCUACGAAGAAGAAGAACCUCUUCAUCCUCUGUUCAUUAACGAGGCCGCUUAUUACGAGAAGGGAAUCGCCUUCCAUCUGGCUCACAAGAAGACAUUGAACAUCCCGAGGAUUCAAGCAGAAACAGACUGAGAUCAAACGGAGAAAUCAGGAGUUCAGGGAAAGAGGAAAGGAAGUUGAUGAGCAACAGCAAAGCCAAAGAUUUUAAUCUUUUUCUUAUAAAUAAAUUACAGCCUCAGGGAUUAAAAUGAUCACAACAGGAAUCCUAACAACAAUUAUACAAUCUUACUUGAUUUUUUAAAAACUUUAUCACUUAUUUUGAAAGUAAACUCUAUGUAUUUAAUCAGUAUUAUAAAUAAAUAAAAAUCACUACAUA
Tachysurus vachellii is the source of this 1499-nucleotide messenger RNA. RefSeq names its product N-acyl-aromatic-L-amino acid amidohydrolase (carboxylate-forming) B-like. The coding region runs from base 311 to 1255 and encodes 314 amino acids. The transcript is spliced from 8 exons. NCBI's taxonomy places the organism in Eukaryota, Metazoa, Chordata, Actinopteri, Siluriformes, Bagridae. The record is from RefSeq and is a predicted model, not a curated record. Gene Ontology annotation, molecular function: hydrolase activity, acting on ester bonds; aminoacylase activity.